Messenger RNA from Durio zibethinus, 1894 nucleotides. RefSeq lists its product as uncharacterized. Gene Ontology annotation, molecular function: protein binding. The record is from RefSeq and is a predicted model, not a curated record. Lineage: Eukaryota; Viridiplantae; Streptophyta; Magnoliopsida; Malvales; Malvaceae.
CCGAACCCACCCUCUUUUCCAUUUUAUCUUCCUCACACCUCACCACCUGUCACUAUAUCGAACCCUAAAUCACCCUUGCCAUUUCAUACUGCACAGAACACAACUUCCAUGCACUUGUCAGUCACCGUAUCCCAACCCCUUCCCAUUCGGCAGAGGAUUUUAAUCUUCUCAAUUUCUUCGUGGACUAAACCAUAAACACUCUCCUCUCAAAGCCUCUCUGUAAAAAUUUUCAUCCUUUUUUUUUUUUAAUUUAAAAAAAAUGGAGAAUUACUCUUAUAACUCGUAUCCGGACUCCGGCGACUCUUCGCCACGGUCCCGAGAAAUCGACCUCGAAAAUCCACCGUCAUGGGAGGACCAACCGCAACAUGCACAAAACUACAAGGCCAAGUUUAUAUGCAGCUACGGAGGCAAGAUCCACCCUCGACCUCAUGACAACCUGCUAUCUUACAUCGGCGGAGAGACCAAGAUCCUAGCCGUUGAACGCACCAUCAAAUUCUCCUCAAUGAUCUCCAAGCUCUCCGCUCUCUGCGGCGGUGGCGACGUUAACGUUUCAUUCAAGUACCAGCUCCCCGGCGAAGAGCUCGACGCCCUUAUUUCUGUCACUAACGACGAUGAUCUCGAGCACAUGAUGCACGAGUACGAUCGCCUUUAUCAAGCUUCGGCUAAGCCAGCCAGGAUGCGGCUCUUCCUAUUUCCGGUGACGGGCUCCGAGAAUUCCAGGAGCGAAGGGACGAAAUCGGACCGUGAUCAGUUCUUGGAGGCUUUGAAUUACGGUCCGACCCCAGGACGCGAGAAAAACGCUCCGAUUCCACCAAACAAUGUAGAUUUCUUGUUUGGACUUGAAAAGGGAAUAGCUCCACCUCCGCCGGUGAAAAUCCUCGAUACCGUGGCGGAACCGGUGACCCCGCCGCCUCCUCCGAUACCGGAAGUCGUGGGUACAGAUCAUGUUUUUAAUCCGGUUGAAAUUCAGAGACAGUUACAAGAAUUGCAGAGGCUUCAUAUUCGGGAUCAAGAACAGCUGGCUUUGUAUGCGAAGAAGAAUGAAGACGCUGCUUCUUUGCCUUAUACAAGGGAAUACUACACCCAGAAGUUACCUGAAAAAGCGCCACCGGUGACUGUACCGGUAAAUUUACAACAGCAUAUGCAGGCUACAGCUGGAUUCUGGUCGGAUAAACAAAUUUCUUCCGGAGGUUUCCCAGCAACCGUAACUACAGCCCCAGGCCCACUACCGCAGGCGGAACAUCCUGUUUACAUGAUCCCAGCACCGGGACAGGUUCCGGCCACCGUAUACCACGCACCUUCACCAGUUCCAGUUCCAACUCCAGCACCUGCACCAGCAGCACCACAAAUGGUUCGACAGGUAACUGGACAAGCCGGUCAAGGCUACUACACCAACAUACAGAGAAUGCCACAUGAAGUCUACCGGGAGCAACCUGUUUACAACAUGGUGGCGCAACCUCCGCCGACUCAACACCAGCCUAUAUCAGCCAUGCCGCAUCCGCAGCAGGUUAUGAGGCCGCCUAGCGGAGGGGUGUCAGAUAGUGCAUACGCCCAGAUGGCAGCGUACGACGGGCAGGUUUAUUAUACUGCGCCGGGUGGUGUUGUUGUGCCACCUCAGUAUCAAGGCUUUGGCGUGGCGGUUACUGGUGAAAUGAAAGGGGGUGUCGAGGGUAAAGUGGUAAAUAAAGUCUCACAAGGUUCAGUUAAUUAAUUAUUAAAGAAAUUGUGAUGUAUCAAGUAAGUAUAGUUUUAAAAUUUUGGCUCUUAUUUUAUUGUGUUUUUUAUGCUAUAUGAGAUUAUGAGUUUGUGAAUAUUAUUUUGCUUUGUUUAGCUGCUUAAAUUAUGAUUUGGAUUACCUUUCUAGACGAUUAUUGGAUCUCGAAUAUAUUCAUAA